AAGGAUUGCUACAGCCUACAGUGCUCAAGGUUAUUUCUUUCGAUACCAUUUUUGCCCUUAUUAUUCAAAUUCAAAUGCUUCAAAAUUCUCAUUUCAUCUGCGUCUGUAUCCCUGUCAAUUCUCCUCGUCGGCUACUGAGGAACAUCCAAUCGACGUUCGCGUGCAUACACCAGAUCUGGGGAAGUAUCGCAUUCGGGAAAGAUCUUGUUCGUCCCUCAUUUCAGCUGUGGGUUACUCAUUGGUGGAUUCACUUUCUUCUUCUUUUCUUGGGCAACUUUCUGAGGGUUGUUUAGGGGCAUUAGAUGGCACGUACAUUGACGUCAUGAUGCCCAAUAAAGAUAAACCAAGGUAUAGGACACGAAAAAGCCAUAUAUCCACUAAUACCCUUGCCAUGUGCGAUCGAUAUUUGAAGUUUGUUUAUGUCUUGCCUGGGUGGGAGGGCUCGGCAGCUGAUUCUAGGGUUCUACGAGAUGCACUCACUAGACCACAUGGAUUGAGGGUGCCAAAGGGAAAUUAUUACUUGUGUGAUAACAGCUACGCGAACUGUGAUGGUUUCUUGGCGCCGUAUAAGAGUGUACGAUACCAUUUGAAGGAGUGGGGACCUAUGUGCGCACGACCACAAAACACUCAGGAAUUGUUCAACCUUAGACAUGCGAAAGCACGUAACAUAAUCGAGCGAGCAUUUGGAAUCAUGAAAAUGAGGUGGGGGAUUCUUCAGAGUACAUCAUACUACCCUGUGAAGACACAAAAUAGAUUAAUAAUGGCAUGGUUUAUUAUUAAUAACUUUAUCCGGAGCGAGAUGGCAGUGGAUCCUAUAGAACAGGAGUUUGAUAAUCUAUUCCAAGACAAUGCUGUCCUUGAGACUGAGCACGAAGAGUACAUCGAAGGGGUUGAGAGCUCACCGGAAUGGAAUGCGGCAAGGGAUGCAUUGGCAACUGCCAAGUGGCACCAAUAUAUUGCAAAUUUUGAUCACAUGUAGAAUUAUGUAUUUUGUAUUUUAUAUGUUUAGUUGUUUUCGAAAUAACUUGGAAUUUGUGUGCCAACUGA
This is a messenger RNA of Salvia miltiorrhiza (redroot sage), 1047 nucleotides long. RefSeq lists its product as uncharacterized. The record is from RefSeq and is a predicted model, not a curated record. Bases 323 to 979 code for a protein of 218 amino acids. NCBI's taxonomy places the organism in Eukaryota, Viridiplantae, Streptophyta, Magnoliopsida, Lamiales, Lamiaceae. The transcript has 4 exons.